AGUUGUCAAAACAAAACGCCAGUUGUUUGUUCACAACUCAACGCUGUUGUCUUCAUUAAGUUGUAUGUGAGCUGUCAAAAUCAUAUAACCACGGUUUAUUAGUUUGCUUACACGCCUGUCAACGGAAAAAUGGAAAGGAUAAAUAAAGUAUCAACCAAGCAACAAAUAGACCGCCUUGUCGAUUUAGUUAGAAAAAAUCCCAACGUUGCCAGAAAUAGACGCAUACAUGGCACUAGUCGUGAAGAAUCAAAAAAAACUUGGGAGAAGUUUGCCGCCGAGCUGAAUAGCCUAGGACCGCCGUCAAGAACAGGACCACAAUGGCAAAGAGUGUGGAUUCAUUACAAAGCUAACCUAAAACGCAAGUUGGCGCGAAAUAAAGAAAUCUUAGAGGCGAACGAUCCUGGCGUUUUCCGCGAAAUCAGUUUCUCUGCAACUGAGGAAAAAGCUUAUGAAAUUACAAAAAAACUGGAUUUGUUUUCCCCGAAUACAACCGAGUUCGUCGACGUGAGUACGAAAGGCAACGAAACUCCUCCACGAACUGCUGAAUCGUCGCUAAUCAUUGAAAACACUGAAAACGCUGAACCGCCGCCAACCAAACGUUUGAGAACAGCCGAAGCGCAAAUGCAUUUACUCGAGGUUAUGGCUGAAAAGCAAAACGAAAUGCUGCGUACGCUCAGAAAAAUGCAUAGCACCCAGCAUAAACUGUACCGGUUGAAGUUGGAUAAAUUGAAGUUGCUGAAGAAACGCGAAAAAGAAGCGAGUGACCUGCGAAAUCUACGAAUAGAGCUGGCCAAAGAAAAAUUAAAACAAAUUAAAAAAUGAUCUAGCACCGAGUUAUGAGGGGCACCGUAAUUCCACUCUUCCGAUACGCUUCAGCUUAAUUGCUCGUAUUGCCGUAUUUUUUAAUAUUUCUCCAUGAAAAUUUAAUAAAAUAUUUUUAAAAUGUCAUAGCAUAAUCUACCAUAGGUUUAAAAAAAUAGAUCUUAAUUGUUUCGUAAAACAAAUUAUAAUAAUGGGCUCUGUUUUACAUGAAUUAACCCUACUACCCCCUUUAACAUACAGCUUUAAAUCUUUACGCACCUUUGCGUGACUUUUUAACAUUUUUAAAACAAUUUUUUCCUUUAAAUUAUUUAACACUGAAAAUAUUUAGCAAGAAGUGCUGAUAUGAUGAGUCCAUUUUACUUUUUAUGAAUAUAAUUAGACGAUUACACAUAGAUAAGACGAAAAAUCGUUUGAAAUAGUAUCAAUUUGGCAGUCGUGUUUGAAUUUUGACAACGUUUAUGCAUUUUUAGCGUCAAAUUUAAUGUUGUUUACAGUUUUUUAAUAUGUUUUAUUUUUGUGAAGCACAAGCAAGCUAUAAGCUAUUAAAUACACACACAUACAUUAGUAAAAAAAAUUUCUGUUAUUUAGAAAAGUUGGCAAGUGCGCCAUUAAAAGGUGGUUUCACAAAUUGUUAAGCACAAUUGACUUUAACAUUAUUAUUGUUAUGCAUAAUUGCUUAUGGGGCAUGU
This is a messenger RNA of Bactrocera oleae (olive fruit fly), 1511 nucleotides long. RefSeq lists its product as uncharacterized. Lineage: Eukaryota; Metazoa; Arthropoda; Insecta; Diptera; Tephritidae. The record is from RefSeq and is a predicted model, not a curated record.